Molecule: messenger RNA, 2239 nt
Organism: Limulus polyphemus (Atlantic horseshoe crab)
Lineage: Eukaryota; Metazoa; Arthropoda; Merostomata; Xiphosura; Limulidae
Product: transketolase-like
Exons: 12
Coding region: 16-1944 (642 amino acids)
Molecular function (GO): thiamine pyrophosphate binding; transketolase activity
Source: RefSeq, a predicted model, not a curated record
AGUUAUACUGUAAAGAUGCCCAGGUUUUGUCUGUGUCUUCCUCGGAAGAUUAAGCGAGGCUACAAAGUCGAUGAGGCUAUGGAGAAAAACACUUCGGAAGCAUUGAGGGACAUCGCCAAUAGGCUUAGAGUCGACUCAAUAAAAUCUACGAACGCAGCGACUAGCGGACAUCCCACGUCAUGUUGCUCAAUGGCAGAGAUCAUGUCAGUUCUCUUCUUCAACACAAUGAGGUACAAAGUGACUGAACCUAGGGAUGCUUCAAAUGACCGGUUUGUUCUUUCUAAGGGCCAUGCUGCACCUAUACUCUAUGCUGCAUGGGCUGAAGCUGGACUCUUUCCAGUAGAUGAUCUGCUAAAUCUAAGAAAAAUUGACUCUGAUCUUGAGGGCCACCCCACUCCUAAACUGAAUUUUGUUGAUGUUGCUACAGGUUCUUUAGGUCAAGGCCUUAGCUGUGCUGCUGGUAUGGCUUACACUGGCAAAUACUUUGACAAAGCUAGUUAUCGAGUAUAUUGUGUCAUUGGGGAUGGUGAAGCAGCAGAAGGUUCGAUCUGGGAGGCUCUUUCUUUUGCUGGUAAAUACAAACUGGACAACCUAGUGGCUAUCUUUGACAUUAAUCGCCUAGGUCAGAGUGAACCCACUGCCUUUCAACAUGAGAUGGAGUUAUAUAAAAAUCGCCUAGAAUCCUUUGGCUUCAAUACGUACGUUAUAGAUGGGCAUGAUGUUGAAGCCCUCUGCAAGGCUUUUCAUGACGCUGGGACCGUUAAAGAUAAACCCACGGCUGUCUUGGCCAAAACCUAUAAAGGAAAGGGCAUCCCAGGAAUUGAAGAUGAAGAAAACUGGCAUGGUAAGCCUCUAGGAGAUAAAGCUGAUGAUGCCAUUAAUGCUAUUAUAAAGUCUAUGUCUAACCAGGGUCCCCCUCAGCUAUGUCCCCAGAAGCCCUUGAAGGAAGACGCACCUGCUGUGGAUAUCUCUAACAUUUCUUUAUCUGAACCUCCAAGCUACAAUAUUGGAGACAAGGUAGCAACACGAUUGGCCUAUGGUGUAGCCCUAACAAAGCUUGGCCACAACAAUGAGAGGGUGGUGGCAAUGGAUGGUGACACCAAGAAUUCCACCUACUCUGAUAAGUUCAAGAAAGCUUUUCCAGACCGUUAUGUUGAGUGCUACAUUGCUGAACAAAAUCUUGUUGGUGUGGCCAUUGGUUGCUCCACAAGGGGGCGCACAGUUCCAUUUGUAAGCACUUUUGCUGCUUUCUUCACCCGGGCUUUUGACCAGCUCCGUAUGGGAGCCAUUUCCCAAGUGAACAUCAAAUGUGUGGGUUCUCAUGCAGGAAUAUCUAUUGGUGAAGAUGGUCCAUCCCAGAUGGCACUUGAGGACCUGGCUAUGUUCCGUACUCUUCCAGGAGCAACGGUCUUCUACCCAAGUGAAGCUGUGUCAGCUGAACGAGCAUGUGAACUGGCUGCACAAACCCAAGGUAUCUGUUUUAUUCGUACAUCUCGGCCUGCAACUGCUGUGAUCUAUUCAAAUGAUGAAAAGUUUGAAGUUGGGAAAGCAAAGGUGGUGAAGCAGAGUGAUGGGGACCAAGUAUUGGUUAUUGGAGCUGGUGUGACUCUUCACGAGGCACUGAAAGCAGCAGAAUCAUUGGCUGAGCAAGGUAUCAAUAUUCGAGUGUUGGAUCCAUUCACAUUGAAGCCCAUCGACAAAGAAGCAAUCCUUGAAAAUGCAAGAGAAUGUGGUGGAAGGAUCAUUACUGUGGAAGACCACUAUCCCGAAGGUGGCCUGGGUGAUGCAGUUGGUGAAGUCGUCUCCAUGGAGAGGAACAUCAUUCAGAAACGACUGGCUGUGAGAAAGAUCCCUCGGAGUGGUCCAUCAGAUGUACUAUUGAACAUGUUUGGUAUCAGUGCUAAAUGUAUUGAAGAAGCUGUUAAAGAAAUUGUUACUAUGUAAUCAAUGAUCAGAAGUGAAGACUUUUAUCAUAAUGUUUAAUAGAUGGCAUCCACAAGAAUACUUCAAUAGCUGACUCCUGUUAUUUUACGGAUAAGUAUCUGUUAUAUUGUAAGGGUACUUUUAGUAUCUUUAGCACUAAUGAUGUACGUGAAUAAAACAGAUUAGCAUCUAUCUUGUAGUAUCCGAAUUACUGUCUGUAAUAUCGUUUUUUAGAAUAACGUAUAAACUAACUGUAACUUCAUUGCAUUCCACUGAAAUGUAAAGCAUGUGAAACUAAUAAAUGUGGUGCCUCAGA